This is a messenger RNA of Lutzomyia longipalpis, 3286 nucleotides long. RefSeq names its product epidermal growth factor receptor kinase substrate 8-like. The record is from RefSeq and is a predicted model, not a curated record. The coding region runs from base 722 to 3169 and encodes 815 amino acids. The transcript is spliced from 10 exons. Gene Ontology annotation, biological process: Rho protein signal transduction; regulation of Rho protein signal transduction. NCBI's taxonomy places the organism in Eukaryota, Metazoa, Arthropoda, Insecta, Diptera, Psychodidae. Gene Ontology annotation, molecular function: actin binding. Gene Ontology annotation, cellular component: plasma membrane.
CGCAUUGUGAGGUGUACAAGCAACAGGUGUGUGUGCCACAAGACGGUGGGAGAGGAUUUUAAUGAGAUUUUGGAGCUAAAACCGCGUUGGAAGUCGCAAAAAGCACUCCCCAGUGACCCCCGGGGCAAUUCUGUGUUGCAAAUUUGCGUGGAAAAUGCCCCAGUUGUGGGCAAUUUGAUGCAUUUUCCCACCUGUGCCGUGUACUUUUUGACCACAACAUCGAGUGUUUAGUGUCUGGAUUUUGUGUGGAUGUGUUUUGUUACCUCUUUGGGAAUAUUGCGCAAAUGGCGACGUAUUUGAAGUUUUCCAGCUAAAAAGAAAAUAUAUUCAAAAGCACCACAGCCCCAGAAGUUUUUUAGUGUGUGUGAGUGGAAGGAAAUCCAAGAUACGGGAGUGAGGUGGUCAGAAAAGAGACGGCUUCUCUUGCUCUCUUCUUGUGUGUUUGAUGGAGGCUUUCUCACUGCCCCUUUUGCGCAUUCCUCGGUGUAUUUGCUCGUUGCACUCCCGGAGAAUACAGUGAGGAUAGGCACCUGCCUGCGUCACUAAUCUUAGUUGCUCCAACCACCUGUAUGGUGCUGUGUCAUCGAAAAAUUUGGCGCUUAUCGCGUGUAAAGUGUGAUAAAACUUCCUGAAGGUGGCUUCUAGAAACGCGCGGUGAUUUUUCUUUGGACAGCCCAACGUGAUCACGUGAGUGGGGCGCGGGUGUGAUUGUGCACGGAAGAUGGCUCACUACUCAAAUGGAGGCUAUUCGGGAGAUGAACACGACUCAAGGAGCGACAGUCGACCCGGGAGUGAUCUCGGGGAUAAGCCAACGUACCUCCUGGAACACCUGGCGACAUUCACGGUGAACCAGGAGAGUGGGAUUGUCUAUCCGGCCGAUGGGAUGCGAAGGCUACUGCAGCUGGAGAAGACCACGGGUAUUUGGUCGCAGAAAAUGCAGCUCUGCCUCGACAAACAGUGGAUCUUGAUUAUGGACUACGAAUCUGGGAAUAUUAUUGAAAAGUUCCCAGCAUCGCUCAUUCAAGAACCAACUGCUUUCACCAGCAACGACCCAAUGGAGAUGUACAACAACAUUCUGGUGUUUAUUGUUGGCAAUGGUGGAAAUGGUUCUCGUUCGGAGAUGCACAUCUUUCAAUGCCAAAGUAUAUCAGCAGUGCAUCUAGUUGAGGAUCUCAAAAUGCUACGGAGCGGAAAGGUCGUACUGCAGCACCGGGAAACCCUUCCGACACCCCCCAUUGGCAAGAACAAUGCGAGAUCCUUUCAUGCAGUUGCAAAUUACCACGAUCACGGGAAUCAGGAUACAGAUUCGGAAUUUGGUGUGAGUGCCGAGAGAUCCGGGAUGGUUGUUGGGCAUGAUCCGGAGACGAGUUCCACAUCAAGUGAGAAAUACGAGAGAGAUGUGACGGUGCUCAAUCAUUGUUUCGAUGAUAUUGAGAAGUUUAUUGCGAGGCUGCAACAUGCAGCGGCUGCAACGAGAGAACUGGAACGUCGUAGGAGGAAUAGGAAGUCAAAGAAGAAGGAUCCCGGUGAGGGAUUGUUGACAUUGCGAACGAGGCCACCGCAUGAGAAGGAAUUCAUUGACAUUUUUGCAAAGUUUAAACUUUCAUUUAAUUUGUUGGCAAAAUUGAAGGCACACAUCCACGAUCCAAAUGCUCCGGAGCUUGUGCAUUUCCUCUUCACCCCAUUGGCACUCAUUGUGGAUGCUAGCCAUGACACGUACUACGAUCCCAAUCUACCGGCACGUGUUAUCAAUCCAUUGCUCACGCGUGAAGCUAUUAAUCUUCUUAUAAAUUGCGUGACGAGCAAAGAGACGGAACUUUGGCGAUCCCUUGGGGAUGCAUGGACCAUUUCGCGGGAUCAGUGGAAGGGACACGUUGGUUCGUACCAUCCGGUUUUCUUUGACGGCUGGUCCCCGGAUUACCCGGUUGUGGAGGAACUAGAGAAUGCCACAGUGGGUACGGGAAAGAGGCAAAUUGAAACGCAUCAGCUUCACUAUGCUUCUGGGGGUGUUGGGGAUUUUGAGUACGAUCCACCGCCACAGAUGGAUAAGUAUAGUGGUGCACCAGCUAGUCCAGGAUUGAGAGAUAUCAGUGCACGAUCAGACAUCUCUGUGGAUUCCAUUGAGCGCAAUGGAGCUGCAGCAGCGGCUGCUAUAACAGCCGCCGUUGCGGGACACGAUGCUAAUGGCAAUGAUGGUUGGGUGGAUGAACUGCAAGCGCAGGGAGCUAAAAUUGUUCAAGUGACCUACCCCAGAACGGCUAAUAAUGACAAAGAGCUAACCGUGGUGCGUGGAGAGUACCUUGAGGUUCUAGACGACACACGCAAAUGGUGGAAGGCAAGAAAUAGUCGUGGUCAAGUUGCUCAUGUUCCCCAUACCAUUGUUACCCCGAUCAACUACAGUGACAACGAUGUCUUCAAUAAUCCCCUCUACAAUCAGAAUCGCACCACAAUGGCCGGCAAAGAGGAAAUGGAGAGAUUCGCGUCACCAGCCAAUGAAUCCGGACCCUCAGGUAUGCCGCCUCCGGGCUCAGCGGACUGGAUUAGGAACAAGCAUCUCGGGCGCAGUAGUGGGUACUAUACCGAAUCAGAUGACGAUGAAAACCCUAACCAUACGCACCAAACUGUGGCCAUCAUUAAUCGACAGUCAAUGACUAACAAGCCGCCCCCUCCACCACCACCGCCACUUCCAUCGGCGUCUGCUCCAGUAUCUCGCGCCACUUCCAGGAAUAACACCCUCUCACGUCAAUCGAUGGGAGCACAAAAUGGGCAGGAAGAGAUGCAGGAAGAAUUGCGUGCUGUAUUGACGCUCUUCCGGGAGAAGAGACGCAAUUUGGACAUUACAAAGACACCCGAUAUCUUCAUUCAGCAAUCCUCAACGUCUGCUGAGGUGGAAAAGUGGUUGAAAGCAAAGGGAUUUUCCGACAAUGUCGUGAAGAAGCUCAAUGGUGUCAAUGGGAAUGAGUUGUUUGCCCUCAAACGAUCCACUCUUGAGAGCUAUUGCGGUCCCGAAGAGGGUAAGCGUCUGGCGUCACAAAUUACCGUGCAGAGAAAUGUUUCAGGGUACAAAACAGCCAGGAGUUCGGAAUUGCACGCAAUCCUGGCCAAGGCGCGCCAGAAAACAGAACAGAAGGCUGAACCCAAAGAGAAGGCGGAAGACGUUAAUUUUUGACCUAUAGUUUGAUUAUUGUGGGACCUUCUUUGCAGUUGUAUAUAUAAUUUAUGGUAUCAAAAGGCCUUUUAUUGGAUUGAAAUCUAUAUAAUAAAUAAAAGAUUUCGUGUCUGUUCA